AUGAGUCUUCAGAUCGGAAAUAUCGUGCAGCUUCUCGACUCCACGAUCGACCCACAGCAACACAGAAAAGCCGAGGCGGCAUUACGCCAGGAGGAGAAGAAGCCCCAGUAUUGCCUUUCCCUCCUUCAAAUCGUCUCCUCCCAACCACUUCCACUCAAGACGCGCCUCGCCGCCGCACUUUGCUUCAAGAAUUUCAUCCGUCUAAACUAUGUCGAUGAAGAGGGGUCCUACAAGCUGCCUCAGGAGGAGGUCGGCACCAUCAAGCAGGAGCUCGUGGGGCUCAUGAUUUCCUCACCACCAAACAUCCAGACACAGCUCGGCGAAGCCAUCAGCAUCAUUGCCGACUCCGACUUUUGGAAACGCUGGGAUACGCUGAUCGACGACCUCGUCAGUCGCUUGUCUGGGUCUGAUCCCAAGGUCACAAACGGCGUCCUUGAAGUUGCCCACUCCAUUUUUGUCCGAUGGCGGCCACUUUUCCGAUCCAACGAGCUGUUUGAGGAAGUCAACCAUGUGCUGUCAACCUUUGGAGAGCCAUUCAUGCGCAUGCUCAACGUGGUAGACCAACAGAUCGAUGCCAGCAAGGAUAGUCCAGAGGUUCUGAAGACCUGGUUCGAAGCCCUGAGCCUGUUGAUGAAGAUUUUCUACGACCUGUCCUGCCAGGACCUGCCGCCUAUCAUCGAAUCCAACCUCCAGCCAAUCACUGCCCUCUUUCAGAAAUACCUUUCCUAUUCCAACCCAGCCCUGGCUGCCGAUGACGACGACGAUCCAACGGUAGUAGAGAACGUCAAAGCGGACGUCUGCGACGCACUGCAGCUGUACACGACUAAAUACGACGACGAUUUCGGCGCGCACACAGAGCCGUUUAUCCGCUCUGUGUGGGACGUGCUGUCAUCUACGGGUCCGGGGAAGAGAUACGACACUCUUGUCAGCAAGGCUCUGCAAUUUUUGACUGCCGUUGCCUCGUCCCCGCGUCACGCCGCAGCCUUUGACUCGGAAGAGACCCUGGGUCGCAUUGUUGAGGCUGUUAUCUUGCCAAAUGUGGCGAUUCGCGAAUCUGACAUUGAGAUGUUCGAAGAUGAGCCGAUUGAGUUCAUUCGCCGCGACUUGGAGGGGUCUGACACCGACUCGAGAAGACGGGCGGCAACGGACUUUUUGCGGAAACUGCUGGAGAAGUUCGAGAUGCUCGUGACCAAGGUUGUGUUCCGUUACAUUGACCACUACCUCACUCUGGGCAAGACGGAUUGGAAGGCAAAGGACACAGCCAUCUAUCUGUUCCUGGCUAUCGCCGCCAAGGGCGCCGUCACGGCAGCCCAAGGCGUGAAGACGGUCAACCAAUAUGUCGAUGUCGUAGAUUUUUUUCAGAAAAAUGUGGCGCAGGACUUGCUCAAUGGCUCCGACGCAGAGCCGAUUGCCAAAGUCGACGCCAUCAAGUACCUCCACAAUUUCCGCAGCCAACUGACAAAGGAGCAAUGGCAAGGUGCUUUCCAACCUCUGAUUCAGAACCUCGCCUCGACGAACUACGUCGUGUACACAUAUGCGACCAUUGCUGUGGAGCGGGUGCUGUUCCUCACCAACGAUGCCGGCGUCCACCUGUUCGGACGUGCCGAUAUCGAGCCGCUUGCAAAGGAUCUCUUGGAUCAUUUGUUCGGCUUGGUGGAGCGUGAUACCGCCCCUGAGAAGCUGCAGGAGAACGAAUUUCUCAUGCGCUGUAUCAUGCGCGUUCUCAUCGUCCUCAAGGAAGGAACUAUACCCAUUGCCGAUGGUGUUCUUCUCCAUUUGGCCAAGAUCACUAAGACGAUCAUGCUGAACCCGAGUAACCCGCGUUUCUACUACUACCAUUUCGAGGCCAUAGGCGCUCUUGUACGGUAUUGUGGCGACAGCGUGGGGACGAAGCUGGAGGAGCAACUCUGGGAGCCGUUUUCGUUCGUUCUUAGGGAGGACGUCACAGAAUUCGUACCUUACGUCUUCCAGAUCCUCUCAGCGCUGCUUGAGGCAAGCCGAACAAAGGCUCUAUCGGAUCAUUACAAAACUUUACUACCCAUCGUCCUGGCACCGACAAUUUGGGAAACAAGAGGAAAUGUCCCUGCGUGCGCUCGAUUCCUGGCUGCAAUCUUGCCCAAGGUGGCAGAUGCCAUCGUGGCCGAAAAUCAGAUCGAGCCGGUCCUAGGCAUAUUUCAACGGCUCUCUGCCAGCAAGAAGACAGAACAGAACUCCAUUGACAUUCUUGAGGCCGUUGUAACCUCUCUUCCACCAUCAUCUUUGGACCCAUUCUUCGGCACCAUUUUGACCCUCUUGUUCACCAAGCUGCAGAACAACCCAUCGGACUCGUUCAAGAUUCGGUUCGCGCGGUUUUACCACUUGGUAUCCGGCAAAGGUGUCGAAGCAGGCCUUGGUGCAGACUACUUUAUUCAGCACGCAGAGGCACUCCAAGCCGGUGUCUUCACGCCAAUCUACCUCACCAUCAUUCUGCAGACAACAGGCCAACUAGCACGGCCAGUGGACCGCAAGCUGGGAGUGAUUUCCUACACAAAGACGCUGUGUGACAGCAAGGCAUUUGCCGAGCGGUACCAAAAAGGCUGGGGCUUCACAUGCAACCAUUUGCUGGAUCUGCUGAAGAACCCGCCCCAAGUGACAGGCGGUAUCGGUGACGAGGUUGUCAACGAGGCAGAUGUGGACGACAUCGGGUUUGGGGUGGGAUACACGCCGCUGAACACUUGCAAGCGAGGCCCCCGAGACGACUUCCCAGAAGUGGAAAACGUGCAGCAGUGGGUAGGCACAUUCUUCAAGGAAGCAGACAAGCGGCACAAUGGCACCAUUGCCGGAUUUGUGAACAGCCGGCUGCAGCCAGAGGCACAAGAAGCCCUCGCCCCCUAUCUGUCAUAG
Messenger RNA from Grosmannia clavigera kw1407, 2883 nucleotides. RefSeq names its product chromosome segregation protein. Gene Ontology annotation, cellular component: nuclear envelope; cytosol. The record is from RefSeq and is a predicted model, not a curated record. The transcript is spliced from 4 exons. Gene Ontology annotation, biological process: protein export from nucleus; protein import into nucleus. Gene Ontology annotation, molecular function: nuclear export signal receptor activity; small GTPase binding. Bases 1 to 2883 code for a protein of 960 amino acids. Lineage: Eukaryota; Fungi; Ascomycota; Sordariomycetes; Ophiostomatales; Ophiostomataceae.